CUGAAAAACAAAUUGCGAGGAAACUUGUGCAUCAACAAUACGAACGCCCUUGUGAACGCGAUGAAUCACAGGGACUUCAAACUAGAUGAUUUCAUUCACAACGAAGACGACACCAUUAGUAAUAAAUCGUACGGCAGCCAUAAAAAUCGUUCGUUCAAAGAGAGUCACAAAGGCAGUAUAGACUCUUUAGACGGUGAGGAGAAGAAGGAUGCGAGCAAAGAAGACCUAGAAGAUGAGUUGGACGACGAGGACGAUGAGGGUGACGAGGACGAGGAGGAAGAGGACGAGGGCGAGGGGGGUAUACCCGGGGGUGUGAUAAGAACGGACGAGGAGCUGGACGACUACCCGGCCGAUUGUUGUCCGGACAAUUGUUACAAGCGCUUCCCGUUCCUCGCCGGCGACGACGACGCCCCGUUUUGGCAGAGCUGGGCAAACCUCAGGCUCAAGACUUUCCAGCUCAUCGAGAACAAGUACUUCGAAACCGCCGUCAUUAUCAUGAUUCUCACUAGCAGUUUGGCUCUC
Copidosoma floridanum is the source of this 522-nucleotide messenger RNA. RefSeq names its product sodium channel protein para-like. NCBI's taxonomy places the organism in Eukaryota, Metazoa, Arthropoda, Insecta, Hymenoptera, Encyrtidae. The record is from RefSeq and is a predicted model, not a curated record.